CCACUGAAACGGAAGAGUGAAACAACAAAUUACAAACAGGGAGUUGGUGCACAGAUAACAGAUUCUGGAUAUGCCGAUGUGAGUAGUCCAAUGCAGACACCAAUCUCAGGGAAAGUUGGAAAGGCACAGAAAGUGCCUAGGACAUCAAAGGCCAGAUCUGCUUCUCAAGCUGCUACCUCAAAUUUAGGAUCCCCUUCAGGAAAUAAUGCUACUCCAGUUGGUCCUUGCCGCUACGACAGCUCCUUAGGUCUCUUAACGAAGAAGUUCAUUAACCUGAUCAAACAUGCAGAAGAUGGCAUUCUAGAUCUUAACAAAGCUGCUGAUACAUUAGAGGUGCAGAAAAGGCGCAUAUAUGACAUCACAAAUGUCCUGGAAGGCAUUGGUCUGAUUGAAAAGAAACUCAAAAACAGGAUCCAGUGGAAGGGUUUAGAUGUCUCAAGACCAGGGGAAGUUGAUGAUAGUGUUACAAGUUUACAGGCAGAAGUAGAAAAUAUGACUAUUGAAGAACGUAGAUUAAAUGAACAGACAAGAGAAAUGCAAGAAAGGUUGACGGACCUGUGUGAAGAUGAAAACAAUCAAAGAUGGCUUCUCGUUACUGAAGAUGAUAUAAAGAGCUUACCUUGUCUUCAGAAUGAAACACUGAUAGCUAUUAAAGCUCCACAUGGCACCACUUUAGAAGUCCCAGAUCCUGAUGAGGCUGUUGAUUAUCCACAAAGGAGAUACAGAAUUGUGCUUCGCAGCACCAUGGGACCAAUUGACGUUUACCUUGUCAGUCAAUUCGAGGAAAAGUUCGAAGAGAUAAAUGCUGUUGAGGCACCAUCAGCCAUGCCUUCAACAUCAGGUUUCAAUGAAAAUGAAACUGCAACAUUGCCUACUGAGGAGAGUGGAGGAGUUGAUGGCAGAAUAGACGAAAAAGAAAAUCAAAGUGUGUGCGCAGAUGUUGGUACUUCGCAGGACUUUGCAAGUGGAAUCAUGAAGAUUGUUUCAGAUGUUGAUAAUGAAGAAGAUUACUGGCUUUUGUCAGAUGCUGAUGUUAGCAUCACUGACAUCUGGAGGGCAGACUCCGUUCUUGACUGGAACGAGUUGAACGUAAUUCAUGAGGAUUAUUCAAUUGCUAACGUCAGUACUCCACGUGCCCAAACUCCGCCAUCCAGUACCACUGAACUGCCUUCUGCAAAUACAACUGGGAGCUGAGUAGUAUUUUCCUGGCAUUACUGUAAAUGCUCAGGCGAUGCUUGUUCUCGGUAUAAUAAAAGUUCUACAUUUGAUUAAAAUCCUCUGUAUAGAUUCUGAAUGACCUAAAGGAAACAGCAAGUGCAUCCGGGAGCUUUUCCCUAAAUGCUCCAUCAGGAAGUUGGCAUUUGAGGCCCAAGAAAUAGGCUUCAUUGUAAAGUUAAUAUAUAUACUUGAAUUGUACUGGUAAUGGCAAUAAUCAGAUGGUUAAUCUGCUGUCUAAAUUCCACUGUGUUAUCUAAUUUUUCUUAGCUUUGAAAUUGUGAUAAGAUGGUUUGUUGCCAUCUAUUGAUGUUGA
Nicotiana tabacum (common tobacco) is the source of this 1531-nucleotide messenger RNA. The record is from RefSeq and is a predicted model, not a curated record. Lineage: Eukaryota; Viridiplantae; Streptophyta; Magnoliopsida; Solanales; Solanaceae.